ACAAAUUGGAUCAGUUCACCUCAGCAGAAGCGGCAUUUGGGAGACGAGUUUUACAGCGGGUUCUACCGGCUGAGAGGACUUGGACCCAUCUGUCUCCCACUCUACUUCAUUGUAGCUUGGGUAUAUCAUGUGCUUGGACUCUCCAAGCAGUGCACAGGAGAAGGAAUGUUGGACUUACCUGAAUGUUUGUUCUAUGUGCACUGCAGGAGAGUCCAAUCCCACCCUGGUUCAGUUCUGGUCUGUGGUCCUGGAGUGGUCGAUUUCAUCAGUUGGGCUACAUCCUCUCCCGAUCCAUCACUUCAUUGAAAAAACUGAGGCUCAGCUGGGAGGAAGAGGCAUGGCCAAAGAUUUUGCAAGUCAGUCUUUGGCCAAUCAGACUAAUUGAAACCCAUGCUUGGAUUCUCCUGCAGCGCACAUAGAAUGAACGUUCAGAUCCAAGAAUGGACAUUAUAACCUAUGAUGAUUACUCCAGUUCACCGCUUCAGAGAUAUUGAGAGGAAACCAGAAUAUCUUCAACCGGACAAGUGUGUCCCACCUCCCAGCCACAGUUCCUCAGGAACAAUGUGGUUUAUUCGAGAUGGUUGUGGUAUUGCCUGUGCAGUUAUCACCUGGCUCCUGGUAUUUUAUGCUGACUUUGUAGUGAUCCUCGUAAUGCUGCUUCCAUCAAGAGACUAUAUUUAUAGUGUAAUCAAUGGAAUAGUUUUCAAUACUUUGGCAUUCCUGGCUCUGGCUUCACAUUUGAGAGCAAUGUUAACAGAUCCAGGUGCAGUGCCCAAAGGUAAUGCCACAAAAGAAUUCAUAGAGAGCUUACAGCUGAAGCCAGGACAAGUAGUUUAUAAGUGUCCGAAAUGCUGUAGUAUCAAACCGGACAGAGCACAUCACUGCAGUGUUUGCAAGAGAUGUAUACGGAAAAUGGAUCACCACUGCCCAUGGGUUAAUAACUGUGUGGGAGAGAACAACCAGAAAUACUUUGUACUAUUUACAAUGUAUAUAGCACUAAUUUCUCUGCAUGCUCUAAUCAUGGUUGGAUUUCACUUCCUAUAUUGUUUGGAAGAAGACUGGACAAAGUGCAGUUCUUUCUCUCCACCAACCACUGUGAUCCUUCUGAUCCUCUUGUGUUUUGAGGCUCUCCUUUUUCUCAUUUUCACAUCUGUAAUGUUUGGAACGCAGGUACAUUCCAUCUGCACUGAUGAAACAGGUAUAGAACAGCUUAAAAAAGAGCAGCCAACCUGGGAAAAAGCAAGCAGCUGGGAAGGGAUGAAAUUGGCUUUUGGGGGUAAUUUUUCACUGCGAUGGUUCAGUCCCUUUUCAGACCUGAAUUGCAAGAAGACUCCACCAGCUGGGACUGCAACAGUUGCUCGAUCGGAGAUGGUUGUGCAAGAAGCCUUUGAACCACUUUAUGAUCCAAUGAUGGUUGUGGAAGUAUUAAGUGAUUAAUAUAAAACAUCUUUACAAAUUUGUUCUUUCCAUAUUUGUGUACUUGACAGUUAGCUUUAAGGUACCACUGAUGCAGAAAACCAUGGAAUAUUUCAUCUUCUAGCUAAGGACCUCACUAAACAAAAAUAAUGCAACUACUUUCCUACACAUUUAACUGGUGAUGGGUUAAUUAUAUUUCAAGAAUUGUACUUCAUUACAGAAAAAUUAACCUAUUAUCUUGAUGGGACAGCUUCUAAAAACGUGCAAUAAAAAUGCUGUUUAGGAGAAAAUUGCCAAAGUUGAUUUAACCAGUUAAAUACGAGGAGUAUGUUUUCUCAAGGUUCAAUGACUGGCCAAAAUCUAAAUUCAGGAAUAUAAUUCUAAUCCAUAAAAUUCCUGCUGAAAUUCAUUGUGAUCAUUUUAAGUGGUCUCUUUAGGAGAUAAUAUAUGUAGCCUAAAUUAUUGUUUGUACCACAAAUGAUCAUUCUAUUGCAAGCAGAACUACAAAAGUUAUACAUAAUGGCUACUUUUAAAUUAACUCAUAUUGAUUAUCUCAAAAAAGUUUGGGAUGGGCAAUUAUAAGACCUCGUUGGGCAAUUAUAGACAAAAGAUAAAUUACGUUAUCAAUCUUUCAUUGUUUUGAAAGAGGCCAUUAGAUGGUUUAUUUACAAAUGUCCAAAUGGUCUAAUUUUAGCAGCGGUGUGAUUUGUUCAUGCAAUUCUUAAAAUUCCACAUCUGGGAUUCUCUUCUGUACAUAAUGGAAGCUCAUGCACAUGUCCCUCAAGUGUGCGCUUGUAUAUGAUUGAGAAAGAUAAUAUAGAUAUUUCCAGCAGUUAGUUGUCUUACUGCAUGGAUUUGGUUGAUGAGGUAAGCCCACGAGUGAAUUCUCUGUACAGAUUAAAAACAGACCAAUUAACUUUAGUGUUUACAAUACAAUAUAAUACAUUUUAAAUAAAAUGCCAUGGACAGGGUUGUUGGAGAUAUUUCAAGACUGAUUUUAACUCUAGAAACAACAGUGCUGCAAAACACUAUUGUGGUUUGGCAAUGAGGAUUAUCUCUGGGAAAGGAGACCAAUGAAUCCUGCUUUAAGAAAAGAUUGUAUUAUUUAGGAAUAUGAAGGCCAAUCCCUAAUGGGCUCAAUAUCUUAUUUCAAUAUUUGGUGCUCUUUUUAUAGUCUGUAUUCUUUUAUAAUCUAUCACAGAAACCUGCCUUAUGCUGCUGCUCACUUGAGAUUGCAUUUGUGAACUCUCUUAGUUGGCUGUAAUAUGGUCAUGGCUUUUCUGUAUUUGUACAUCUCUAUAUGUCCCAAAGUGCUUUUCCAACUUUCUUGGGGUUUUUUUUUUCUUAAACAUUUUGCUUCUCAUUCAAGAAGCUUCUUCAAUUCUGAUUGAAUGAUGGGGAAUGGAAGGAUUUAUAUUCUUUGCCAUUAUUUGGUCGUUCCUUCUCUUCUGCCCUAUUCAGUCAGAACUGAAGAAGCUUCUUGAAUGAGAAGCAAAAUGUUUUCAAGGAAAAAAACCAAGGAAGUCCAGUUUUUUAAAAGUUGCCUUUUAGAAAAGCACCUUUGGGAAAACCAUGACCUGGAUGAUUGAGAAUCUCCAUAGACAUACAUUUCUACAUGUUAGAUUCUGUUUGUUUUCAGACUCUUUGCAUCUCAUAGAAAAAAAGGAGGGAAAUGGCAUUAAAAAGUGUGGGAAGAUACAUUCUGAGGUUUAACUGGAAUAAUUUUAAAAGACUUCUAUAUUAAAUAAGUGCCUUAUUUGUAUCAAGUCUGUUUUAUAAUGCUUUAUUUUACCAACUGAAACCAAAUGUUUUUAUACUAUAUUAAAAUGAAUCUGCUUUUAACCAAAGAUUUUUGUUUGGCUUUCUUCCUUAAGUGAAUGUUGGCAUUAUACUUUUGGAGCCUAAGAAGAUCCUCAGGGUAAAUAACCACUUCAUCUGGUUUCUAGUACAGAUGACAUCUCCCUCCAGCAAGGCUUGCCAAGAUGUUUCCGAACAGUUCGCCAACAUGUUGGAAGUGUAAAAAGGCUUAUGGAACAUAUUAUCAUCUAUGGUGGACAUGCCCAUUUGCAAAAAAGUAUUGGGCCAAAAUCAGACAAUGAUUGGAAGAGAUAACUGACCAACCCAUAGAUUGGAAACCGGAGACAUUUAUGUUGGGAAUAUUUACUAGGAAAUAUAUCAAAGAAAUACAAUACCUAAUUUUACAUAUAAUAAUGGCUGCAAGAAUAUCGUAUGCAAAGAACUGGAAAGAUAAUAAUAUACCAACUGAGGAAGAACUGAUAAGGAAAAGUCUGGACUGUGCUGAGACAGACAAAUUAAUGAAGGAAAUAACAGAAAAGUAAGAUACAGAAUAUUAUGCAGUAUGGAACAAAUGGUACAAUUGACUGGAGAUUAGAAAUAAUAAAUAAGAAUGAAUGGAGAAAGGUCACAAACGGAUAAUGUUUGUAAAAUAAUUUAUAGUUGUAAUAUUAUAUGUGAAAGAAUAUAUAUAUAGAAAUAAGGGAUAAUGGGAUAAUAAGGAUAAAUAUAUUUAAAGAAGAGUAAGGGGAAAAUGUAAAUAAUAGAAGACUACCAUUAUGAAAUUGUUGUAAAAAGGGAAUAUAUGGUUUGUGUUUGUGUUUGUCAUGCUCUGUUGUUUUAAAAAUAAAAAUUAUUUUUAAAAAACAAUAA
Molecule: messenger RNA, 4083 nt
Organism: Ahaetulla prasina
Lineage: Eukaryota; Metazoa; Chordata; Lepidosauria; Squamata; Colubridae
Gene: ZDHHC3
Product: zinc finger DHHC-type palmitoyltransferase 3
Exons: 8
Coding region: 457-1437 (326 amino acids)
Biological process (GO): protein targeting to membrane; peptidyl-L-cysteine S-palmitoylation
Cellular component (GO): Golgi apparatus; endoplasmic reticulum
Molecular function (GO): protein-cysteine S-palmitoyltransferase activity
Source: RefSeq, a predicted model, not a curated record